Chanos chanos (milkfish) is the source of this 1788-nucleotide messenger RNA. RefSeq names its product ornithine decarboxylase antizyme 1b (gene oaz1b). Gene Ontology annotation, cellular component: cytoplasm; nucleus. Gene Ontology annotation, molecular function: ornithine decarboxylase inhibitor activity. The record is from RefSeq and is a predicted model, not a curated record. NCBI's taxonomy places the organism in Eukaryota, Metazoa, Chordata, Actinopteri, Gonorynchiformes, Chanidae. Gene Ontology annotation, biological process: positive regulation of protein catabolic process.
AAGAAAGCGAUACUGAGCCAUAUAGUCUCACUCAAGCGCUGACCACAGUUGUGAGCAGAAAAGCUGCCGUGUCCCCUUCCGAGGCCGGAUGGUAAAAUCCAACCUCCAGCGGAUACUCAACAGUCAUUGUUUUGCGCGCGAAAAAGAAGGAAAACCUCAGUGUCAAACCACGAUGGAGUCUUUAAGUAGUAGUAUUUGUGACAUGAUUGGCAACCUGUCCCUGCACUGUAGUAGUACCCGUGGCCCGGGGCCUCUGUGGUGCUCCGAUGCCCCUCUCCCACCCCUGAAGAUCCCAGGUGGGCGAGGGAAUGGUCAACGGGAUCACACUCCCACAGCUCAGCCGUUGUACUCAGACAGGAAGUUGACUGUGACGGAGCAGCCCGAGGGAGCGGGUCGCCCAAGGAUAUUGCGUUUCCAGAGCCGGCCCACCGUUUCCCGAGUGAUAGACUGGGAGGCGGUGCUUAGCGGUGACGGAUUAUACGUGGAGAUUCCUCGGGACCCUCUCCCAGAAGGCAGCAAAGAGAGCUUUGCUUCUCUUUUGGAAUUUGCCGAAGAACAUCUUAAGGUUGUCAGUGUGUUUGUCUGCUUUUACAAGAACAGGGAUGACCGUGCUAAAUUAGUGCGAACAUUCAGCUUUCUGGGCUUUGAGAUAGUGAAACCAGGCCACGCCCUCGUGCCUCCUCGACCUGACGUUUUCUUUAUGGCUUACAACUUCGACAGGGACUCUUCCGACGAGGAUUAGAUCCAGACUAACGCCUUUUUACCUACGUUUACACCCCCCCCCCCCAAUUUACUUCCACCUGUCAUCUCCAAAUCCCAACCCUUUUACGUAACUGCUAUUGAUACCCCCUCCCUCCCCCUGCCAAUCUGAUUAAAGUUGUGUCCUGUCUUUCUUUUGUGUUCCAUGGAAGCAUAUAGUUUAGAUAUGUGUUUCACGUAGUCUGACUCCUUUGUUCUGUUUUUUUCUCUCUCUCUCUCACUCACUCACUCACUCUCCUCCCUAAUAUCCUUGUAGACUGGUGUGUACUCUUUACUUUAUUGUUUAGAUGCAUUGAUAUUUUACAAUAUCUAAGAGGGAGCCUUCUCAAGGGAAACUUUGAGCAAAUUGAUAUUAACAGCUAUCAGUCAGUGUGAUGUUUUUUUUUUUUUUUCCUUGGUUUCCCUUGGGUUUCCUGUUUUUACAUGGGAAAAAUAUGCUUCAUUUCCUUGAAUGUGUAAAAGAAAAGGGUAGUUUCGUUUACUCUCGGGUACGUUAAACUCUAUGUUUUGAUUGGCUAAUGGACAUGUCCCCUUAAUGCGUUAAUUAAUGUUUAAUUAGAAAUUAACACUUCACAAAAUCAUUUUGAAGAUCAGAUCCUCAGAUUAUGUGGUGUAAUAUCUAUUGUUGUUACCUCAAAUCGACAGCUUCAUUAUUUGGUACUUGACUGUGUGAAGCUCUUGAAGUCUGUGGAGUGAAUUUAGAAGUGUAAAUGAAUGCAUAUAUGUGUGUAACAAAUUUGUCUGCGUACAUUUGAGAUAUAAGAACAGGUUACUGAGUGAGCCAGAUGUCUGAAUUGGUACAAAGCUUGAAAAAAAAACCAUCCAAAGUGCUUUUACCUCUUUCUCUCUGUUUGUAUAUCAGAUUUUGUUUUGGGUUUUGUUUUUUGUUUUUGUUUUUUGCUCUGCUGUUCUUAUUGAUCUAGCAUUCCUCUUCAGUUUUGUUUUGUUUUUUUCCGGUAGAUUUAAAUUUGGCUGUACACCUGCAUAGUGAUAACUGUUGUACUUCUGUUAUAAUAAAACAUUUAAAAA